Molecule: messenger RNA, 741 nt
Organism: Fulmarus glacialis (Northern fulmar)
Lineage: Eukaryota; Metazoa; Chordata; Aves; Procellariiformes; Procellariidae
Product: hyaluronidase-2-like
Exons: 3
Biological process (GO): hyaluronan catabolic process; carbohydrate metabolic process
Molecular function (GO): hyalurononglucosaminidase activity; hyaluronoglucuronidase activity
Source: RefSeq, a predicted model, not a curated record
CUGGUGCACCAGCGGCAGCCCACCUGGUCCCAUGAGGAGGUGAGCAAGCAGGCGGUGUUCGAGUUCGAGUCGGCUGCCCAGCAGUUCAUGGUGAGCACCCUGCGUGUGGCCAAGAGCUUCCGCCCCAAGCAGCUUUGGGGGUACUACCUCUUCCCCGACUGCUACAACCAUGACUACAGCAAGAACAAGGAGAGCUACACCGGGCAGUGCCCGGACGUGGAGAAGACACGCAAUGACCAGCUGGCAUGGCUCUGGAGGGAGAGCACGGCCCUCUACCCCUCCAUCUACCUCGACCUGCUCCUGGCAUCCACCCCCAAUAGCCGCAAGUUCGUGCGGGCGCGGGUGAUGGAGGCCAUGCGCAUCUCCCAGCAGCACCACGACGGCUAUUCCCUGCCCGUCUUUGUCUACACCCGGCCCACCUACAUCCGCAAGCUGGAUGUGCUUAGCCAGCCAGACCUGAUCUCCACCAUCGGAGAGAGUGCGGCGCUGGGUGCAGCUGGGGCCAUUUUCUGGGGCGACACGGACUACACCAAAAAUCGGGACUCAUGCCAGAUCAUCAAGAACUACCUGGAGGGGGACCUGGGCCGCUACAUCGUGAAUGUCACGACGGCGGCACAGCUCUGCAGCACGGCGCUGUGCCAAGGCCGGGGCCGCUGCCUGCGCCAGGACAGCACCGCUGAUGUCUUCCUCCACCUCAACUCCACCAGCUUCCAGCUGCGGCGCCGAGAUGGGGACCACUCC